Thamnophis elegans (Western terrestrial garter snake) is the source of this 3222-nucleotide messenger RNA. RefSeq names its product nitric oxide synthase 2 (gene NOS2). Gene Ontology annotation, biological process: nitric oxide biosynthetic process. The coding region runs from base 16 to 3138 and encodes 1040 amino acids. The record is from RefSeq and is a predicted model, not a curated record. Gene Ontology annotation, molecular function: nitric-oxide synthase activity; FMN binding; NADP binding. The transcript is spliced from 24 exons. Lineage: Eukaryota; Metazoa; Chordata; Lepidosauria; Squamata; Natricidae.
UGCCAGGGAUCUCUUAUGAAUCCGAAAGGGUUAAUCCGAGGUCCCCGAGAGGAACCGAUCCCCAGAGACAAAUUACUACUCCAAGCAACUGAGUUUAUCCAUCUUUUCUACAACACACUUCAAAAGGCAGAAACGGAAGAGCACACAACACGGCUGGAAGCAGUGGCUCAAGAGAUAGAGAGAACAGGAACUUAUCAACUCACCAAAGAAGAGCUUAUCUUUGCCACAAAACAAGCCUGGAGAAAUGCUCCUCGGUGCAUCGGGAGAAUCCAGUGGUCCAAUUUACAGGUGUUCGAUGCUCGCAGUUGCACUAAUGCUAAAGAAAUGUUUGAACAUCUUUGUCGCCAUUUGGAGUAUGCUACGAAUGGAGGGAACAUAAGGUCCACCAUCACUGUCUUCCCCCACAGGACUGAUGGAAAGCACGAUUUCCGAAUAUGGAACAAUCAACUCAUCCAGUAUGCUGGCUACCAGAUGCCAGAUGGAUCCACUGUGGGAGAUCCAGCCAAUGUGGAGUUUACACAACUCUGCCUCCAGCUUGGCUGGAGAGCCAAAUAUGGCUGCUUUGAUGUGCUUCCACUGGUCCUGCAAGCCAAUGGUCAAGACCCAGAAUUAUUUGAAUUGCCGCCAGAGCUCAUCCUGGAGGUGUCGAUGGAGCAUCCCACAUAUGAAUGGUUUAAAGACCUGGACUUGAAGUGGUAUGCCGUUCCAGCUGUGUCUAAUAUGCUCCUUGAAGUUGGUGGGUUGGAAUUUACAGCCUGUCCUUUUAAUGGCUGGUACAUGGGGACUGAGAUUGGCGUACGGGACUUCUGCGACGUCCGGCGCUACAAUAUUCUUCAGGAAGUGGGGAGAAGGAUGGGCCUGGAAACAAACAAACUCUCUUCCCUGUGGAAAGACAAAGCUGUUAUAGAGGUGAACGUUGCUGUGCUCCAUAGUUUUCAGAAACAAAGCGUCACUAUCAUGGACCACCAUUCUGCUGCCGAAUCCUUCAUGAAGUACAUGCAGAAUGAAUACCGGAUUCGUGGGGGGUGUCCGGCUGAUUGGGUUUGGCUGGUUCCCCCCAUCUCGGGUAGCAUUACCCCCCUCUUCCAUCAGGAGAUGUUGAAUUACAUUAUUUCACCCUUUUAUUAUUAUCAGGUGGAUGCCUGGAAAACACACAUCUGGAAAGACGAGAAACACAAGCCAAAGAAAAGAAAGAUCAGAUUCUGCAUAUGGGCCAAGGCUGUGUUGUUUGCGUCCUCGUUGAUGCGAAGAGCCAUGGCUGUCAGGAUCAAAGCAACGGUGCUCUAUGCAACAGAAAUGGGGAAAUCAGAGACUCUCGCUCGAAAGCUGGGGGAUAUAUUCAAUUGUGCCUUCAGUACCAAGGUUACUUGUAUGGUGGAUUACAACCUAAGAGACCUUGAGAAGGAAACUCUACUUCUGGUGGUCACCAGCACUUUUGGAAAUGGCGAUGCACCAAGCAAUGGCAAAACUCUGCAGAAUGCCCUCUUAUCAAUGAAACAACUGAGUAACAAAUUCCGGUAUGCUGUCUUCGGCUUGGGUUCAAGCAUGUAUCCAGAAUUCUGUGCCUUUGCCCAUCUUGUGCACCAAAAACUUGCCCAGUUGGGGGCAUUUCCAGUCAGCCCAAUGGGUGAAGGAGAUGAACUCAACGGGCAAGAAGAAGCUUUUCGGAACUGGGCCAUUCUUACAUUUCAGACUGCCUGUGAAAUGUUUGAUAUCCGUGGAAAGCACAAGAUCCUGUUGCCAAAAGAAUAUACAUGUAAGGAAACCUGGAACCCCAAGGAUUUUAGGAUUGUAUAUGAUUCUCGGCCAUUGGAGUUAGAGAAAGCACUUGGUGAUAUUCAUGGGAAAAAUGUACUUCCAUUGACCCUCAAAUUUCGGCAGAAUCUUCAAAGUUCACAGUCCAGCCGUGUUACCAUGCUAAUUAAACUUUCCUGUGAAACCAAUCAGGAAAUCAACUAUCUCCCAGGAGAUCAUCUUGGGAUCUUCCCUGCAAACCGAGAAGCUUUGGUUGAUGGGAUCAUCUCCCAUGUUGCAGAUGCUCCUCCAUUCAACGAAACCUUUAGACUGGAAACAUGCCGCGAUUGUGGCUACUGGACUCCUUACAAAAAGUUUCCAGCAUGUUCACUGUCCCAAGCUUUGAUGCAUUUCCUUGAUGUCACCUCUCCUCCUUCCCAGCAGUUGCUAAGAUCAUUUUCCCAGCUGGCAGAAGAUAAAAGUGAGAAGGAAAGGCUGAAUCUCUUGUGUCAUCCCUCUGAAUACAACAAGUGGAAAUUUUACAACAGCCCCAAUCUCUUGGAAGUCCUGGAGGAAUUCCCAUCCAUCAGGCUCUCAACAUCCUUCUUGCUCUCUCAGCUGCCUUUACUCAAGCCCAGAUAUUACUCCAUCAGUUCUUCGCAGGAUUGGGACCCCCAGGAAUUGCAUUUGACUGUGGCUGUGGUGACCUACAGACCUAGAAAUGGGAAAGGUCCAGUGCACCAGGGCGUUUGCAGUGCUUGGUUGAACACAAUGGCCCCGAAAAAGACAAUUCCCUGUUUUAUUCGCAGUGCUGAUGGAUUCCAACUUCCAAAAGAUCCAAGAAAACCGUGCAUCCUGAUUGGUCCUGGUACAGGAAUUGCUCCUUUUAGAAGCUUCUGGCAACAACGACACUUUGACUUAGAAAAGAAAGGGAUCCAAGGGAGGGGUCUGAUCCUGCUGUUCGGCUGCCGGCACUCAAGCCUGGACCACCUCUAUCGAGAGGAAAUGGAGGAGAUGCAUCGGAAAGGGAUUCUCCAAGAGGUCUACACAGCUUACUCCAGAGAGCCCGGGAGUCCCAAAGUUUAUGUGCAGGACCUCCUUCGGAAUGAAUUGGAAGCAGAGGUGUACAGACUUCUCCAUGAAGAAGAGGGACACCUGUAUGUCUGCGGGGACAUCCGCAUGGCCAGCGAAGUGGCUAAGACCUUAAAGGAGAUGUUUGCAAAGAAACUGAGUUUGACCGAAGAGGAAGCAGAGGACUACUGUUUUCAGCUGAAGAGGCAGAAACGAUACAAAGAGGACAUUUUUGGAGCAACGUUUCCAAAAGAGAACCAAAGAACCAUGGAAGAAGUUAAAACUGAAAGAACCAUAAAAGUUUUAGAAGCUCAAGCCCAGCUAAAACUUUAACCGUAACUUCCUACCCAGGGGCCUUCUUUAGCCUCAACAGGGGUCCCCAAAUGUUGCUUUUACAGCAGCAUCUGCCAAUGUGGA